This is a messenger RNA of Pelecanus crispus (Dalmatian pelican), 425 nucleotides long. NCBI's taxonomy places the organism in Eukaryota, Metazoa, Chordata, Aves, Pelecaniformes, Pelecanidae. The record is from RefSeq and is a predicted model, not a curated record.
CUAAAAUGUACAAAGACUAUGAAGACAACAGUCCAAGCUAUGAUGACUAUUACACAGAAGAUGACCCGGUUUAUGGCAAUCUCAAUCAAGAAAUUUUAGAGGAAUGUUGUUACGAGCAGAUGAAGUCCCAGCUUCAAAGGCCAGUUAACCAACUACAGGUGGAGUCUGCCAAUCAGAUGUGUUAUGCCUCACUUGAUCACAGCGUCAAGGGAAAACGCAGAAAACCAAGGAGAAAGACAGACCCCUCAUUAGAGGAGGGUGAAGAAGAAAGAUCAUCUAACCCCACCAUGAUGGCUUCCAAAGUUAGCAUUUACCUCAACAGUGAGCAGCUGGCUGCUGAAAACACGGCACACGUAGAAGCCAUUCAUGAUGAUCCCAUCAGAUUAAUGGGUUUGAUUCAUACUACAAAAGGAGAGAACAUUUGA